This is a messenger RNA of Staurois parvus, 327 nucleotides long. The record is from the annotation of a GenBank genome assembly. NCBI's taxonomy places the organism in Eukaryota, Metazoa, Chordata, Amphibia, Anura, Ranidae.
UGAUUUUGCAUUUCCAGAAGGACCAGGUUCGAUCCCAGGCUCUGACAGUCAGCUAGGGCACACUGCUCUGGAUGGCUGUGCUCAGCACAGCCAUCCAGCGCAGUGUGCUUAUAGUGAAGCACCAAGCACACUGCCCCCUAGUAAAACACUCCCUGCACAUAUUUAAUCCUUGGAUCACCCCUCAUGUUAACCCCUUCCUGCCCAGUGCCAUUAGUACAGUGUCAGUGCUUUUUUUUUUUUGAUCACUGUAUUGUUGUCACUGGGGAUGUCAGUGACACCAAGUCAGUUCCCCCCAGUGUCAGAAUGUCCACCGCAGUCCCGCUAUAA